AUGGCACGGAGCGCAUACAGUCCAUCACCCUCCCCCAGCCUCCGGUCAAGUAUCGACCUCUCCGACUCUUCCGGCAGCGAAUAUGGCUUCCCUCUCGUGGAGGGUGGAGAGGCCGUGGGCUCAGCGUCACGGCCAGGCUCUCCCGCAGGCGACGCAAAUGUCGUGAAGGACAACAGGCCAGAUACGAUGACUUGCCAAUGGGAGGAUUGUGGGCGGGUGUUCAACCACCUCCCUACCCUGAUAGACCAUAUACACCAGGAUCACAUUGGCGUCCACAAGUCGAACUACACCUGCGAAUGGGCAGGCUGCGUCCGCAGAGGCAUCGCACAGACCUCCCGCUUCGCCCUCAUCUCGCACAUCCGCUCCCACACCGGCGAAAAGCCCUUCACCUGCUCCCGUCCAGAGUGCGACAAGUCGUUCACCCGCUCCGACGCGCUCGCGAAGCACAUGCGCAUCCAGCACAACAUCUCGCCGCCGCUGCCCGGGCGCGGCGGGAACCGCAAGCGGAAGCGCGAGGAGCAGGAGGCGCUGGCCGCGUACGCCGCGGACCCGUACGGGGUCACGACGUUCAAGGUCGGGGAGCCCUCGGGCGCGGGCGGGGACGACGACGACUUCCGGCUGUCGCCCGUCGAGGGCCUGCCGCCGCGGCUGCCGCUGGGCGCGGCCCCGGUCAGGCAGUACACCCCGGAGCCGGCGAGCCAGGCGGAGUGGGACUCGGAGGACGAGCUGCCCGCGCAUUUGUUGGGGCAGAAGCACCCGGGGACGGGGCUAAUCAUGGGGCGGUCGCAUAUGCAUGUGCGGUACAUGCUGAUGAAGGCGAAGCACAAGUGGGCGAUGGAGCAGCACGAGGCUUUGGUGGAGGAGCUUCGGGCAUUGAGGCAUGAGGAGAAGUGCUGGAAGGAGCGGAAGGAUGCGCUGUUGGAUUCGCUGUUGAAGAAACAGUUUGGGUCUCAGGCUGAACAGCUCGCCAACCCGCUCGUCAUGGCUGCACAGAACACAUAUGUUUACAACCCUGGCCCGGAAGAGGAUCCAUAUGCCUAG
Epithele typhae is the source of this 1041-nucleotide messenger RNA. RefSeq lists its product as uncharacterized. Gene Ontology annotation, biological process: regulation of transcription by RNA polymerase II. Bases 1 to 1041 code for a protein of 346 amino acids. NCBI's taxonomy places the organism in Eukaryota, Fungi, Basidiomycota, Agaricomycetes, Polyporales, Epitheliaceae. Gene Ontology annotation, cellular component: nucleus. Gene Ontology annotation, molecular function: RNA polymerase II cis-regulatory region sequence-specific DNA binding; DNA-binding transcription factor activity, RNA polymerase II-specific. The record is from RefSeq and is a predicted model, not a curated record. The transcript has 4 exons.